Molecule: messenger RNA, 1845 nt
Organism: Hirundo rustica (Barn swallow)
Lineage: Eukaryota; Metazoa; Chordata; Aves; Passeriformes; Hirundinidae
Gene: EEF1AKMT4
Product: EEF1A lysine methyltransferase 4
Exons: 3
Coding region: 1-756 (251 amino acids)
Molecular function (GO): S-adenosylmethionine-dependent methyltransferase activity
Source: RefSeq, a predicted model, not a curated record
AUGGAGCGGCGGCGCGCGCCCGCCCCCCCCCGCUACGGGCGGCGCCGCUUCUGGGACGCGCUCUACCGGCGGGAGGGCGCCCAGACCCGCGAGUGGCUGGGGGGGCUCUCGCGGUUUCUCCCGCAGCUGGAGCCCGAGCUGCGCCCCGGUGACCGCAUCCUCGUGCUCGGCUGUGGCAACAGCGCCCUGAGCCACGACCUGUACGAGCUGGGCUACACCGACGUCACCAGCAUUGACUUCUCCCCCGCCUGCAUCGCGGCCAUGCGCGCCCGCUACGCCCGCUGCCCCGGCCUGCGCUGGGCCGUCAUGGACAUCCGCGCCCUGGCCUUCCCCGACGCCUCCUUCGACGUGGUGCUGGAGAAGGGCACCCUUGAUGUGCUCAUGGUGGAGGAGACCGACCCCUGGCACGUCUCGCCCCAGGCAGCCGCUGCGAUGCGCCGGGUGCUGGCAGAGGUGAGCCGGGUGCUGCGCCCAGGCGGCUGCUUCAUCUCCAUCACCUUCGCCCAGCCCCACUUCCGCAAGCCCCACUACGCCCAGGAGGCCUUUGGCUGGUCCCUGCGCCACGCUGCCUGUGGGGACGGGGACGCUGGGGCCUUCCACUACUUCCUCUACGUCAUGCGCAAGGGGCAGCCCCUGGACCCCCGUGACGUGGCCCUGGGGCGCCGGCUGCACCAGCCCCCACCGCCCCCCGCCCCGCCACCGCCUCCCGCCCCCCUGGAGGACGACGAGGACUAUCUCCUUGCCAUCCAGCUGUGAUCCAGGGGCCUUUCCCAACCUCCCCCCACCCAAUAAAGCCUUAAGAUGCUCCAUCCUCACAGGUGGGAGACGGGGAACCGGUGCAUCCCCCUGCAAGCUGCCCAGUGAUGUGGCUAAUGGGAGGAAAGAGGGGGAUACUUGGCCUCCUCCGGGGGGCACAGGGAUGCUCCGGUGAUUCUGUGCCCCCUCCCUGGCCCUUCCUUGCUGAGCUGGAGAGCAGCCAGGACUCCAGGCUUUGCAGCCAGUAAUGAAACCAAAUUGGGUUUAAUUUCACCCAUCCAUCUUGCGGGGAGUGGCUCCCUGGCCCCCAUCCCUUCUUCCCCUUGGCAUGGGCUGAGGGCAGAGUGGGGGUGCUGGCACUGGGUAUGGGGGGCAGGAUUGGGAGUGCCCACUGCUCCAUCCCCCCACCCCAUCCUGCGCCAGGACCCCUGCCCCAGCCUCCCUGGCCACAGGGAUGUGCAAGGGCACCGUGUCCUUGUCGCCCCCACCCAAGUAGUGGGGGGUCCAGGCUGGAAUGUGCCAGCAUGGGGCAGGGGGUGCCACAGGGCAGGAAGGGCAGCACAUCUGCCUCUGUCCCCGUCCAUCCCCACUCCUGCCUGCGGGGGACGAUCCCGAUGUGCCGCACACGCCUGGAUGGUGUCCCCCUGUGCCUGGGGCCAGCGGCACGGUGACACGUGUGUGCCCAGGGGGGUCACGGGUGGCCCAGCGCGUGCUGGUGGGACUGGCUGCACAUGUGUGCCGGUGUGGCAGGUGCGUGGGUGCCACUGGCAGCGACCCCAGAGGCUCUUUGGGCACCAGCUCCCCCUGGGGUGGGCAAAGGGGAGCCCUCCUGGGCGGGACGGCGGUGACACCACAGAGGUGCAAGCUGCUGGGCUACUAUUUCAGGCAGAAGGUGUAAGUGGGUCAGACAGCGGCUCCCCCUGCACCAGAAGCCAGUGAAGGGCUCUGGGGUCAGCCCCCACCCUGGCCACGCCACCCCAUCCCACAGGCACCCCAAAAACCAGCUGGCGCGAGGAAGGGACAGAAAGGAGCAGGAGGCUGCCGGCUUCACCUGGGUACAUGAAUGUAUUUUAUUCAUUGCAUUUUGUU